AAAAAAGAAAAAGAAAAUUGGAACCGCCAUUUUUAAAGAAAAUAUUCUCUCUCUUUUUCUCUCUGGGUGAUUUUGUUAUCCAUUUCUUUUGCUUUUUUGUUCUGGCUAAGCUUUUACUAGCAGCAUUACCAAACCUCUCUUCGAAUCCAAGUUUUUAGUCUACGUCUGUGGGGUGUCUUUCAGCUUCCAAAUUUUGCUUCAGUUUCCACACUGGCCACUGAUUUGUGUUGGACUUUUUAGUGGGUAGUUGCCAAAGCCUUGGAUUUGGAACUCAGUGGUAUUUGUUUCAACAAUUUAACAUAUUUUUCAUCUCUGGGUAGCAUUUCUUUUUCUUCUUUGUUGGUUAAGCCAACCCCAUUGUAGUUAGUAGAAGGAGAUUUACAGUAUUAGUAGGAUCUUGAACUUGGUGCAGGCUUUAUUCUCUCACAAAGUCCCGAGCUUUAGGCCAUUGGGUUUCUUUUUCCUUUUCCUUUUGCUUGGGUUUUCUUCUCUUUGGGUGAUGCGUAGAUGAGUUCUUCUUGGUUCUGUUUGUGUUGAGAAAACUGAGAGAAAAAUGAGAACAUUUGCCUCGUUUCAGCUUCUGUGCUUGGUAUCUGGGGUUCUUUUUGUGGCUUGUGAAUCAUUUGCAUCAAAAGAAGUUUGGGCCCUUACAACGUUUAAGGAAGCUAUAUACGAAGACCCACAUCUAGUUUUGUCCAAUUGGAAUUCCUUGGAUGGGGAUCCUUGUGGAUGGACCGGCAUUACAUGUUCUCUGUCUCGAGACCAUGUUCUAAAGAUUAACAUUUCGGGUUCAUCAAUAAGGGGAUUUCUUGUACCAGACUUGGGUCAACUCAGCUUCUUGCAAGAACUAAUUUUGCAUGGGAACAAGCUGCUUGGGAUAAUACCUAAAGAGCUGGGCUUGUUAAAAUACCUCAGGAUCUUGGAUUUGGGGAUGAAUGAACUCACUGGUCCAAUUCCUCCAGAGCUUGGGAACUUAACCAGUGUUGUGAAAAUAAAUCUUCAGUCAAAUGGGUUGUCCGGUAGGCUACCUCCUGAACUUGGCAAUUUGGCAUACCUUGAGGAACUUCAUUUGGAUAGGAAUAAGCUUCGAGGAACUCUUCCUGCCAAUAGCUAUACAAAAUUACCUUCUAACCUCCAUGGAAUGUACGCCUCAAACUCAAACUUAACGGGCCUUUGUCGAUCAUCUCAGUUAAAAGUUGCAGAUUUCUCAUUCAACUUCUUUGUUGGUAACAUACCUAAGUGCUUGGAGUAUCUUCCCAGGUCAAGUUUUCAAGGAAAUUGUCUCCAAAAAGAGGAUCCCAAACAGCGUCCUGUAGAACUAUGUGCUGGUGCGCCACCCUCUAAAGGACAUCCAGGAGUUAACCCUAAGAACAAACCUGCUAAAGAUGUCCCCAAACACCAGGAGACUUCAAAACCUGCCUGGCUGUUGGCUCUGGAAAUAGUGACUGGAACCAUGGUCUGUUCUCUCUUUCUUGUUGCUGUUUUCACUGCUCUUCAGAGAUGCAAUAGCAAAUCUUCUAUCAUAAUUCCUUGGAAGAAAUCAGCAAGUGAAAAAGAUCAUAUUGCAGUCUACAUAGAUUCCGAGAUGUUGAAAGAUGUUGUCAGAUUCAACAGACAAGAGCUUGAGGUAGCCUGUGAAGACUUUAGCAACAUUAUUGGCUCCUCACCUGAUAGUUUGGUUUACAAAGGCACGAUGAAAGGUGGGCCUGAGAUUGCUGUGAUAUCCCUUUGCAUUAAGGAGGAGCAUUGGACGGGCUAUCUUGAACUCUAUUUUCAGAGAGAGGUGACAGAUUUGGCAAGAAUAAAUCACGAGAACGCAGCAAAAUUACUGGGGUAUUGUAGUGAGAGCACCCCAUUUACGAGGAUGCUGGUUUUUGAAUAUGCUUCAAAUGGGACACUGUAUGAGCACCUCCAUUAUGGAGAAGGAUGCCAGUUAAGUUGGACACGGCGCAUGAAAAUUGUUAUAGGAAUUGCACGGGGACUUAAGUAUUUUCACACAGAGCUUGAGCCACCAUUUACCAUAUCCGAGUUAAAUUCUAGUGCUGUAUAUCUUACAGAAGAUUUUUUACCCAAGCUGGUAGAUUUUGAGAGUUGGAAGACAAUUCUGGCGAGGUCAGAAAAGAACUCGGGCUCUAUUAGCAGCCAAGGUGCUAUUUGUGUUCUUCCAAAUUCUAUGGAAGCACGCCACCUGGAUGUUAAAGGCAAUGUUUAUGCUUUUGGCAUACUUUUGCUCGAAAUAAUCAGUGGUAGGCCUCCCUACUGCAAGGACAAAGGGUGCUUGAUAGAAUGGGCCAAAGACUAUCUUGAGUUGCCAGAUGUGAUGCCUUAUGUGGUGGAUCCUGAACUGAAACAUUUCAGUUACGACGACCUCAAAGUUUUGUGUGAUGUGGUGAAUCUUUGCACCCAUCCAGAGCCCACGAAGCGGCCUUCCAUGCAGGAAAUAUGCACCAUGUUGGAGAGCAGAAUCGACACAUCGGUGUCUAUUGAGCUCAAGGCAUCUUCUUUGGCAUGGGCCGAGCUUGCACUUUCAUCAUAAAUGAGUAAAAUUAACACACUGUAAAGAAGAAAUAUACAACUGUAAUACUCUGCCUUUGACUUACUUUUUGUUCCUUGUAAAUGUUUGUAAUUGGAGAGGAGGGAACUUAAGGAUUCAUGCAGGACAAUAUCUCUUUGUAUCCCUGAGGUUACAGUAAACUAAGUUGCUAAUCAAGUAUGUUCCAUGAUUUUGUUGCU
This is a messenger RNA of Prunus dulcis (almond), 2733 nucleotides long. Its product is annotated as probable LRR receptor-like serine/threonine-protein kinase At1g63430. The transcript has 12 exons. The coding region runs from base 554 to 2536 and encodes 660 amino acids. The record is from RefSeq and is a predicted model, not a curated record. Gene Ontology annotation, biological process: protein phosphorylation. Lineage: Eukaryota; Viridiplantae; Streptophyta; Magnoliopsida; Rosales; Rosaceae. Gene Ontology annotation, molecular function: protein binding; ATP binding; protein kinase activity.